This is a messenger RNA of Plasmodium gonderi, 645 nucleotides long. RefSeq lists its product as hypothetical. The coding region runs from base 1 to 645 and encodes 214 amino acids. The transcript has 2 exons. The record is from RefSeq and is a predicted model, not a curated record. NCBI's taxonomy places the organism in Eukaryota, Apicomplexa, Aconoidasida, Haemosporida, Plasmodiidae.
AUGGCAGGGACAUUAAAUUUAAAAGAAUUGAAAGAUGAACCCAUUUUAUUUUAUGAAAAUGCAUUAAGCUAUGUUUUUUCAAAUUCAAGAGAUGAAAAUAAAAAAGAUGUUCCUACAUGUGUAAUAUAUCCAAAUGAAACUAUAAAAAUUGGUUUCCCAAUUUAUUCUAUAAAGAACAUUAACAAAAAUGAAAAUAUAUUGAAUGAUGUAGAUGUUCAGAGUAACAGAUUCAAUGAGGAACCUUUGAUAACUUACGCAUCCGAAUCAAAGCAUAUAUAUCCAAUCCGAGUAAAAUUUUAUUACACUCUUCUGUACAUGUUAAUAAUUUCCCAAAUUUUUGUUAUGAUCUUUUUUAAAGAUAAUAUUAACCGCGUAACUACUGGAGAAAUAAAUGGAAGCCAAUUUUUCGUAUUUCUUUUUAUGGCUCUCUCACAUAGCUUAGUGAUGUUGUCAAAAUUUCGAAAAGUAAAACCAUAUGUUUUUGACAUAUACACAUCGCUAAGUUUAUUUUUUUUUAUCUUAUCCAUCCUAACCAUAAAUUGUUUUAGUAGCUUUAUGAUUUCGUUACUACAGUUUUUUAUUUUUUUUUUGCAUGCUAAAAUUGAUUAUUAUGUGAUGCCUCAAUCAUGUGUGGUUCCCCCAUGA